Messenger RNA from Caenorhabditis auriculariae, 5948 nucleotides. NCBI's taxonomy places the organism in Eukaryota, Metazoa, Nematoda, Chromadorea, Rhabditida, Rhabditidae. The record is from the annotation of a GenBank genome assembly.
AUGGCGUUCGUAGGUUGUUGUGAGCUUUUUCUCUAAAAAAUUACAUGAAGAAUUAUUUUUCAGUCAAGCACCACGCAAAAAAUUUUGACAUCUCCGAAAAAGGAUGUCAGAAGAAGAAAGGCAUCUGCAGCGACGAAGAAACAUAAUGGGUCGAAGAAGAGGAGUGGAUUGGCUAUCGGUCUAUCAACUAUAUAUCCUUUAUUCUUUUUCCCCCAAUUCGAGGACUAAGUCUGAAACAAGCAUAUUCAGACCCACAGCCCCUCAGAGCUCAAACGAAAUCGACCCCGUAUGAUAUUGAUUCUUUGGGUUCUUUCGAUGAUUCAUUACGAUCUGAGGACAUAGAAGUUAUAGUUCGCAAAGAAGACUUUGACUACGACUGUAUGGUUAGUUUUUAAUAUUUUUUUUUCAAGGUUUGUCAAACAUUUGAAUAUAGAAACAAAAUAUUUUCUAGCCUCAAAGCACCCCACAUAAGUAAGUGACUAUAUCGCAGCGGGCCGCGGGCGGUAUAGCCAAAACUUCUCGCUGCCCUAUCUCUUUCUGUCAUGGGAUUGAAAAUUUAAAAAAACUUUUAUUUUUGUUCUGACUUUUAUGAUGAAAUGAAUAAAAUUAGAAGAAAAAUUUUCCAGAGAGCUAAAUAGCUCGGCGAGAAGCAAGCGAUAUUGCGCGCGGUAUAGCGUUAUUCUGGCUGCGAAUUAGUCUGUAAUAUCGGGUGAGAGUACUUAAAAAAUAAACAUUCCAAAAAAAAAACUCAUUUUUUGAAAAAGACUUUAUUAAAUUUUAGGUUAAAAUUGGAAAACUUUCGAGGUUGAUAUCAAUGCAAAAUUUGUGGGACGACAAGUUGAGCGCUCUGUUUGUGAUGUUCACGUUUGUAUACAGCUACGAUAUCUCCAUGAAACUAUAUGUACAAAUCGAGACACACGGAUGUUACGCAUUUCCAAAACUGCGAAUUUGAUUUUUUGUUUCAGACAUUUUCGCUCUCUAUUACGUCGUCGCAAUGAUCUUAGUUGGUAUCCCGUUGAUGUCGUUCGAAUUUUGGCUUGGGCAGUUCACUUCGCUCGGGCCAGCCCGAUUAUUCUCUCAGAUGGUCCCUGCUAUUUCAGGUUGGCAGAAAGGGUUUAGACCCUACUUAAGAAUGUGAAUGUGAUACCUAUCGCGGUUAGGGGACUAAAGCACCUAAGCGGGCAAAAAGUGCUCCCUAUAGGGGUCAAAUUUAGGUGAUCCCUAUAAAAAUUUAGGGCCCUUAAAUGGUCCCUACGGGGGCCUUUCAAAUUUUUCGUUAGUCCAAAGAACGCAAAUUUGUCUAAUUUUGCGCAUGAAAACGCUUCUUCUCAUCGAGCUGAUGGCAAUAAACGCCUUGCAUAGAGUGAGGCUUACAAAAGUGGCCUAGAAGUUUCAGUUAGUAACCUCUCUAGGGAACACGCUUGUAAAUUAUUUAAAAGAAGAAACAUUUCCAUGCGAAAAAAUCAAUAACUGGUGUGUACAAGAGUUAUUUCGAGGGAUAUUUUUCUGAAAUUUGAGGCUUUGUAAUCUGGAAAAAAUGACGUUUUUUUUUUUGGACCACCUCUGCGCAUUUUCAACGUCUGCUAUAUCAGGUAUUGCUGUCUCGCAACUCUUGCUCAACAUCGGAUUCAUAACGACGAGCAUAUAUUCCGUGACAAUGCUCAUUUCGACGUACCCAGCGACGAUGGAGUUGACUCCACGAUGGUCGACCUGCGCCAAUUGGUUCAAUCGUCAUGGUUGCGUCACGGGUUUUUGUGACUCGCCUCAAUUCAAGAUUUCAGGCUGCACACCGAUGGUCCACCCAUGUGCAGAAAUGAGGCAACUUUCGAUUUACAAGCCAACGUGCGUUCAAACAUUUUCUCAUAGAAUUUGAAAGAUACCUGCUUGGUGCUACGGAAAUAGCGAAUUUUCUUUUCCGCGAUUUAUUUUUUCAUUUUGAUUUUGAAGUUUUCAAAAUGGAUUUUAACGACUGGAAGCAAUUGAAAUGCACCGAAUGUUCAUUCUAACAACGAAGGUCAUUUCACUUGUUGAGAAUAUUAGUUGUUAGUUGAGAAUAGCUAUAAAUCGACCAGAACGCUCAUUGAUGUACCAACAGAAGAUCCUAGAAGUCUCAAACUGCUUAACUUUCUAUUUUUAAAAGGACACCUCAGAGUCAAAGAAAGCCCUCAAAAUCAGGCUGUUUUAGAGGUUUGAGCUCUUAAUUCUCGAAAACUAGAAAGUUGUGCAGAUCUUGAGACUUUCAGAAUCUAUUUUUGAUACAUCAAAAAGUUAUCUGACCGUUUCUUUUGAGAAAAUACUGGGGCGCGCCGUAGCACAACAGGUGAUGUGCCUAUAGGAUAUCUACGGUCCAUAGGGUCACAAGUUCGAUCCGCGCCUCGACCCAACCAAGGGGUUCAAGAAGUGUUGGAGGGGGGAAACCACGGCUUCAUAAUCCUCAGAUGUCACACGAGGACGGAUAUGUCACUCGAACCAGUCCACACACACACACUGAUAUCAGGAUAAGACCUCGGUCAUUCGACUUGGGACGUCGAAGCGGCUUAAGCGGUACAAAGGCUUAAGAAGAAGAAGAAGAAGAAGAAAUGUAUUCUGACCAAUUUUCAGGAGCGUUCGUUUUCGCAAUGUAAAAUGACCUUCUUUGUAAGUUAGAAAAAAAACUAAUAGAAAAGAUAUUAGAAAAAAUGCGGAUAUGGAAAACUUGCUCUUGUCGAAUAGCGCCAGUUUUGUUCCUUUGCAGUCAGAUCGGCGACAUUUGUGUGUUAGCAGCGCUGACUCCAGAGAUGCGGCUUGCUAUGAAGCCUCUCGAUGUGAGCGACAAGUCGGUCAGCUUCCUUCAGUGGCUGGCGCGCCUCAGCCCCAUGCAGCUCAUGUUCGUUUUGCUUUCUCAUGCCGAAAGAUCCAAAUUUAUAAAGUUAUGAAGUUCAAAAAAGCAAUAAGUUCAAUGAGUUGAGACUUUCCAAUAAAAGUGGUAAUCAAUCGGUUAUCCGAGUUUCAGAUGAAAUGAAAUGAAACAAUUAGCGUUUUCCUAAAUCGAGAAUUUCUCUCGUGGUCUGAAACAAAUUCAGGAAUUUGCGGGACCCUGCAGGGAAGUCGCGAGUCAUUAAGUCCUUAGUUUUUUUUUCUUAUUCUCCUCCGAAGAGAAAUAUUCUUUAGCCGAACUUUGAGUCUGGUUCAUGGAGGUCCAUUCAAAUUUUGUAAGUACGACUUUCAGGUAUGAAGGAAUGGAGAAUAUCACUCAAAUGGUGCAAACAACUCUACCGACGCCGAUUUUUUACGCCCAUCUUUGUUUUGUUCUUUUUGGUGUUCUGGUCAUCGUGUGGGUACCGCGCCGUUACGUGCCCCUGGUGAGAUUGCACAAUAAAUUACCUCAUGUGAACGGAAUCAGGUGCUCAACGUUUCUAUGAAAACAAAUCAGUUCCUUUCAUUUUCGAAAACCAAUAUUAAAAGACAAAACAAUUACAUGAGUUUUACAGUUGAUAAAAACUGUGAUUAUUUUGCGACUCACGGUGAUGUGUGUCGAGCUACUGUUGUGGUUUGGAAACGCCAGCACUGUGUUGAAGCAUUGGCAGGAUUUGAAUACGAUUCCCUUAUUUCCAGUUUUGAGCUUGGUUUCUUUUUAUUUAAAUUCGGAAUUUGACCCAUUUUUUCAAAGGUAAUCUCUUCAUUGAAGUUGGGUCAAGGCGGAUUGAUCUUUCUCGGCUCACAUAACAAGUUUAGGAAUGGCGUUCUGAUGUGAGUGAACUUCCCCUAUUUUUCGAUCAAUUGAAGUUAUUUAGAGACAGUAUGAUUCUAGUGAUGGCGACGGUUUUGAUGAGUCUGUUAGGAGCUUUUCUUCACCUGAUCCGCUUCGACGCGUUUCUUCAGGAAAUGGCCGGAGGCGAUACGAAAACCUUUCUUUCAUUAAGUAACCCUUAUAAUUCAACACGAAAAAGUUGAUAAAGUCUAAAAAUAGAUGUUUGCCUCAGGAAUUUGAUUUUCAUCAUUGAAAAGAACUACAAAAUAGCUCAUUUACAACUCUUCUGUUCUUAAUAGGUGAAGUUUUUACCCCCGGUUGAACUUUGGAACUUCGCUGAAGUGUACAGAGCCCCUAAUUGCCAAAUAAGAAUAAAACUUCUCGCAAUAGAACUCGUUUUCAAGUUAUAAAGCUUUAAGUUCUGCAAAAUACGCAAAUUAUGACAAAAAAACAUUUUUAAAGCCUCUUAACUCGAAAAUAAGAUCUCUUGCGAGAAAUGUUUUUUUCUUGUUCUGCAAUAUUUAAUAUAAAAAAACGUUACAGUUAGAACGAAAGUUGAAUUCACUGAAAAAAAUAUUCAUCACAAAUUUUUAAAUGUCGUUCGUAUGUUUUUUUGAUCGAGAAAAUAACAUACAAUAUUUUUUUCCUUUUGUAAAAAGAUUUUGGAUAUCAACGAUUCGAAAAAAUGUUUGUCAGCGGUUUUUUUCUUAUCAGAUUGUGUUCUGUGUUCAGAAGCACGGAUGCGCGAUGAGCCAUUGUUUCGAAGUGCGGCGCCGACUUACCUUUCUUCGAACUUUGUGCUCACUUUCGAUCACAAAAACGAGCAAUCAGUGGCGAUCUUCUUCUUCACUUUUUCCAUCGUUUCUCUUGUUAUAAUCAAUACUGUUUGUGAUCUAUUCGUAUUCAUGUUCUGUUCAUUUUUAUUGAAGGUGGUGCGUCUGGAGAUGUUGACGUCAAUGAUUUUGGAGAAGCUGAACGACGUUCCAUCGGCCUGCGAGUCGCGUUACCAUGCUAUAAUCAUCAAAAUGCUCAUUUUGUACGUCUGCUUGAUCCUGGGGCUCUUUUGGAAAACGCCGGUAAGGUUGAUAAGAAUCAGGAAAACAGCGAUGGCGUCGCGGAAAAUUUUGAAGUUCAUCUGCUGUAGAGUAUUUAAAUAAGCAAGAUGAUUCUUUGAUUUUUCGUCGCUUCAUGAAACGUCAUAAAAGAUGGCAGGAAGUAAUUCAGAGUCCGCGAAUAUUCGUGGGCUUGAAUUGCGCAUACACCAAUCAAAAAAACUUGGAUAUGUGAUAUAAAAUUCUGUGAUAUAUCUUUAUAUAUCUAAGUCUGUGACAUAAAAUUGAACACUUUUCUAGUGAGGUUCAGCGCUGAAAACCUAGCGAACCACUAUGAACAGGGCAUAUAAAAGUUAUAAUUUCUUUUCAAUUUGCAAAUUUUUCCUUUCAAGUUUCUUAAUUUUUUCUUUGAAGGUUUAAAAAGCUUUUCGGUUCAGCUCGGGAUGAAAAAAAUGGUUCUCCUGGAAAACUUGACACUGCCUUCCGUCUGCACAAUGCUAAUUCUCGUGCAACUCAUCUCAGUUUGCUACAUUUAUGGUUCACGUCGUUUUCUGGCCAACAUUUUGUGCAUGACGCUCGACACAAUCGUAAGAUUGCUCGACCAACUACAUAGAGUUCCUGAAUUUCAGAGUAAUGAGCAGGGUCUGACGGUACGGCUAAUUGGGUCUGUUCAAAUGAUCUAUUUUGCGAUUGUGGCGCCAUGCAUGCUAGUGGUAAGAAAAGCUUUGGAGGAAGAAAAGUAAAUGAAUUUUAAUGUCAAUCAAUUUCAAUCCUUUUUUUAAAAAACCGUUCUUCUUUCCAAAUUUAUCUCGACACGUAAACAAAAAAGAAAAUCUUCCGGCUAUUUUGCACUUUCCAACAAGCAAAAAAUUUCAGUACAUAAUUUCAAUGCAUUUCGAUAGUGACGAUUCUUCCGAAUUAUUUGGAGAAGAGCAAUCUAUCAUUAUGUUUUCUAUCUUGCUUCCUUUCGUCUUCAUGUUUCAUCAAAAGGUCUUCUCUUAAGAGAUCAUUUAAUCUAAAUAGAUUGACAGGUCUGGUUGACAAAACAGUACAAGAAACCAUUCGCAUCUAUUUUCGACCCGAACCCCGAUCUAUGGGGACCUCGUCGGGAAGUGGACCGCGAACUGGCUAACAUCGUUGAACGAAAAUUCACCGCGAUUUUCUGA